GCUGGUCUUGCGCUCGGGACCCGCUGUUUCUUGUGUAGCCGCCAGGCUGCAGGAGGGGCGGAGAGUAGUUUCGAGGCCGAUAUUCUGCCCCAUAAAGAAAACUACAGUUGGGGUCCAAACGGCUUGCCAAACCCUUAGUCUUCUGUGUUCUGGUUGCAUUCUACCUCAGUCUCGUUGGGAGAAAGACUUGACUCUAAACCAGAGCAAUGGCUACAAUGGUGGCUAAGCGAGAAGGGCCUCAGUUCAUCAGCGAAGGAGCAGUCCGAGGGAAUGCAGCCAUUCUGGAUUAUUGCAGGACAUCCGUUUCUGCCUUGUCAGGAGCAACAGCAGGAAUUCUUGGCCUGACUGGUUUACAUGGCUUCAUCUUCUACUUCUUGGCCUCUGUCCUUCUCUCAGUGCUUUUGGUAUUAAAAGCUGGACGGCGGUGGAAUAAGUACUUUAAAUCCCGAAGGCCACUUUUCACUGGGGGGCUUAUCGGAGGCCUCUUCACGUAUGUCCUCUUCUGGACUUUCCUCUAUGGCAUGGUGCAUGUCUACUAAAAGAGUAAUAACCACUUUAGCUGCAAUGGGUUUUAAUGAAAUAGGAGGACUGUUGCCAAAAACUCAUCUAAACAACUAUGCCAGCUUUUUAAAUUGUUGUUCACUGCUUGUAUUGUUAAGGCGGUCAGUAACUUAUGUCUGAGUACAAAACUCUGUAGUAUUUGUCUAAUUAAAUUGAAUGUAAAAUGUCUUAUAGAAAAGUCACUUAAAUUGCUUCCCACACAUUUAUAAGUAUCCCCUGAAUCGCUAAAAAUCACCAUUUAUCCACCAUUCUUGGCUGACUUUAUUCCUUUUACAUUUUGCCUCUGUAAGAUCAGCAAUAGCAGCUCUAUUUUAUGUUGUGUUCCCACUGUCACCGUUUGCACCAGCAUCCAAGCAUUGGUAAAAACAGUAUCUUUAGCCAUAAGCUUAAUGCAAUGAAAUCUGAAAGGAAACACUGACACAAAGUUAGUUUCAUGGUAAUAUGUAAUUAAAUGUACAUGAAAGUGGACAGAAGUAUCUUAUUUGUCUGGAUCCUUAGUGUAAGUGCUGUGAUCCUGGGUAUAGUCACUUUACAACUAGGAAAUUAAAGUUACUAAAACAUUUCAAUCUCUUCCAUGCAUUGCUUUUGCAGAGCAUACUUUUUGUAAUGGCAGAUAUAAAAGGCAAUAAGUAGUACAGUCAUGAGUCACUGUUUGGGGUUUUUAGUGGUAUUUGCACAAUGCUUUCCACUGACAUAAUACUACAUUAUGCCAAAGGAAACCACAGUGUCCUAUGAAUCAGUAUCCGUUAUAGCUAAAAUGAACAAACCCACAGCUAGAGAUCUGGAAUAGACUCACUUAGUAUUUCCCCAAACUUACAAUGCAUUAUUGUGGUAAUAUUUCAUUUUCUGCAAGAAAAUCAAGGACAGACUGAGCUGUAAACUGCAGCUUUCAGCUAUAGGACAGGCCCUACAAUCCCUCAUCAGUUUUCUUAGUGAGCGGGUAUAUAGUCUCUGCACUUGUAUGGUGACAGGGUUCUAAAGCACACUUAGCAGUAUUUCCAUACAAGGAGAAAAUUGAAUCAGCAGUAGCAUUUUUGCAAUUCACCCUAUUCUGAAGCAUAAAUUACUAACCAGUGACACAGAACAUUCAGUGUAAAACAUUUUCCCACUUAUACUUUGAAAUGCUUUUUUUUAAAUAGUCCGCCCUCUAUUUUAAACUUUACUUCAUAUUGAAACAAAGUAGUUAUAUAUGAAAGAGGGAAAUUGACAAUGAUACUAUAAAUACUGUCUGCCAUACUAUAUAUUUACAGUCAAUAUACCUUUGGUCUCCUGCAAAAUAACAUGGUCUAGUUACUGAAUUCUGUCAAAGCUAUUUUUCUAUAUUGAGUCAUGCAUCUUUUAAACAUGGGCAUUUUAGUUAACUUAGAUGGGCAGCUUUAUUAAUAUACUUGUACUGUUCAAAUGUUAUGUAUGCAAUUCAAAACAAAAUGGGGAAACCAGCGUGUAUAUGGUUAAUCAUCAUUAUCUAAAAUAAUACAACAUACAGAAAAGACACAACAUUGCCCUACAAUAGACAAAUUCCAUUGCUAUAUAUUAACUCCAAGGAAAAAUAUCAAAUUUUGUAAAAAGAAAAACUCCUGAGAAUCCGAUAGUUACUGUUUAUGACUAAUCUCUGCACUGAUUUACCUUAAAAAAAAUAUAUAUAUAGGAUGGGGAUUGAGUUUUGUGAUGAGGGACCUAAAGCCUUCAACUCAGGAAGUGGGUUAGGUCCUUUCUAACAAGGUAACAUUAUUUUGGCAAGUUAAAGUAUUAGACUACAGAACAGGCCUAGCCUUGUUUUUGUGAUAAGCUGUUUGAGUGAAUCAUACCGUAGUCUGAGGUGAUAUAGCAUUGUAUUAUAUUUGUUUCAGCUUCAAAAACUACUUAAGUAUAGAUGGUUAAGAUCGAGUUAUGUUGGCUUAGUUAAGUUUACACAGUCCUGUUUGCAUCAAGCCAAUGCUGUCAGGUUUCACCUUAAAGUCAUUCACCAGUUGUUGUUUUUGAAUUGAGUUAAAAGCCUGACCUGGGGCUAUUAAUGUCGUAUUUCAAAGCAAGGCAGUUUAAUCUUCACCAUCUACCAUUUUCAUCCAAGGCUAGUGAGUCAAAUUCAUCCUAAGGAAGCACAGAGCCAAGAAGAAUUGACUUUUGUGGUUUUGCUUCCUAGUAUUUUUUCCUACCACUUUUGGGAAGUUAUAUCACCAUCUGAAUUUAGGUCAUAGAGUUUUGUGAGUCAGAAACAAAGGCUCAUUGUCCUUUCAAAAGCCCGUGUAACCAAAAAAAAGUUAAGUAUUAGAUUUCUAACUUUUAAAUAAAUCCUGUAACUUGUAGUAGGCUGGGAGAUACAGAAUGACGUGGGAAACAAAUUGGUGCUAUUCCUCUCCACACACCCACAUUUCAAACUGUGGAUAACAAAACAGACAGAGUAGCUGUCCCUGACUAGAGCUGCCUGAUCCAGUAACCGUGACUAUCCAUUCCUACUGGCAGAAGCAUCAAGUUCCUCUUUUGUCAGGAAUCAGUAAGUAAGGUAGAGAGGAUAAUCAUCCCUGAACCAAACAAAAAGCACAGUGACAAUAAAAAGGAGUUGCUGAGAAAAGCAUGAAACCAACUGGUGAACGAAGGGAGGCUUGGUCAUUGAAUGUGCUGUCAUUGACAGAUGCCUUGAUGCACACUGUUAACACACUGAAUAUUUGAUACUUUCUUUCCAUAUUCAGCUUCCAAUGGCUGUUUGUCCAAAAGAAAAUUC
Molecule: messenger RNA, 3283 nt
Organism: Terrapene triunguis (Three-toed box turtle)
Lineage: Eukaryota; Metazoa; Chordata; Testudines; Emydidae
Gene: EMC6
Product: ER membrane protein complex subunit 6
Exons: 3
Coding region: 207-539 (110 amino acids)
Biological process (GO): protein folding in endoplasmic reticulum; autophagosome assembly
Cellular component (GO): EMC complex; endoplasmic reticulum; membrane
Source: RefSeq, a predicted model, not a curated record